AUGCUGAAGUCGGUGAUCGACAAGGAGGUCUGGCCGCAGACCGGGCAGUUCGAGCUGGGCCUGUGCUACGAGCCCGGGGACAUGGGCAAGCUGCCAGGCAUGGAGAAGAGCUCGCAGAUGCACGCGUGGCUGAAAAACGCCCUGGCGCAGGUCAAGGUGGACGCGGCGAUCAAGGGCAUCUUGUCCGUGAUGCUGACGUGCGGCUCCAUGCUGGCUCUUGACAGCGUCAUGCCGGAACUCGAGGUGCAGAAGCUGAGCACUUGUACACCAGAGGUUUGGAAGCAGUGCCGCAAGCAGCUGAAGGCCAAGCUGAAGGAGAAGGGCUCGAGCGCGACUCUGGAUUGGCUUCCAGAGGAGGCGCCCCGCUCGGCCGUGCUCGGCAAGGCUGCGAAGGCG
Molecule: messenger RNA, 396 nt
Organism: Prorocentrum cordatum
Lineage: Eukaryota; Dinophyceae; Prorocentrales; Prorocentraceae
Source: the annotation of a GenBank genome assembly